GUUUGGAAACAGUUGCUUUUUUACGUUUUAUGGUAAAAAACAAGGAAACAAAAAGCAAAAUAGGUGUCAGUGAAACAGCAUUAACACAACAUGAAAUACGUGACAUUUUGGGUAAUAAUAUUUCCAAAUGUAUUCUUCCUAUGGAUUUGAAAAGGUAUUUUAAUAAAGAUAAUGAAGAUGAUAUGUCCAGAUGGGCCGAUACUUUUUUUGUGGCAUUACUAAGCUUUUUUAGUGAAAAUGGAAAUGUGGCGGAUACAAAUAUUCAUCCCUUAGAUGCACUUCGUCCUAAGAUUUAUACUUUACUCAAAUUUAUGAG
Messenger RNA from Racocetra persica, 316 nucleotides. Lineage: Eukaryota; Fungi; Glomeromycota; Glomeromycetes; Diversisporales; Gigasporaceae. The record is from the annotation of a GenBank genome assembly.